UACAAUUACACAUAACCAAGCAGUGCGCUGGAAUUCUAUCUCUCGUCUUCCACAAUUAUUGCAGCCGCUCACACAGCAAUGGAGUUGCAUCUCUCGUCUUCAACAAUUGUUACAUCCAUCUUUUCAUCUGUUGUAGUACUAGUUUUCUUACUGCAUACCCUCGGCAAAAAGAAGGCAACGACAGGGAAGAACCGAAAUCCACCACAAGCAAAAGGGGAAUGGCCUAUAAUCGGGCACCUACAUCUUCUAGGUGGACCUGAGCUACCUCACAAGGUUUUAGGUGACAUGGUAGAAGAGCAUGGCCCUAUCUUCACCAUCAACCUCGGUGUUCAUCAAACUUUGGUGGUGAGUGACGGGGCUACAGCUAAAGAGUGCUUUACAACAAACGACAAGGCCUUUGCAAGUCGACCAAAAGCAGAGGCAGUAAAACUCAUGGCUUAUGAUUAUGCCAUGUUCGGCUUUACUCCAUAUGGCGAGUAUUGGCGACAAAUACGCAAGAUGGUAACGCUCGAGGUUCUUUCUCAACGACGAGUUGAAAUGCUUGGGCAUAUUCGAGCUUCAGAAAUUCGAGCCUCCAUCAAAGAUUUAUAUGAUGUUUCGGUCAAGAGUUCAGAUGUGUUGAGGGUGGAUAUGGGUCAGUGGUUUGGAAAUUUUGUAGUAAACAUUAUGGUUAGAAUUAUUUCCGGGAAGAGGUUUUCGCCUAAGGAUGAAGAAGGCGUUCGAUUUCAGAGCAUAGUAAAAAAGUUCUUCGAGUUAAUGGGGGCAUUUGUGGCUUCUGAUUUUAUCCCUUAUCUCAGGUGCUUCGAUGUGGGUGGAUACAUAAAAGCCAUGAAGAAGACAGCGAGAGAUUUGGACGAUAUCUUUGACGGCUGGUUAAAGGAACACAAAAUGAAUAGUAACUCUUCACAGCAACAUGAAGGCAACCAAGAUUUCAUAGAUGUGCUAAUUUCCGUUCUUCAAGGUGCUUCUGAAGAAGCAUUCCCGGGGUUUGAUCACGAUAUAAUUAUCAAAUCCACAUGUCAACAACUCCUAGUAGCAGGCGUGGACACCACAUCUUUGACAUUAACAUGGGCUUUGGCAUUAUUGCUCAACAACCCAAAAGCAUUAGAAACUGCCCAAGAUGAAAUUGAUGAGCAUGUUGGAAGGGACAGGCUGGUGGAGGAGUCGGAUUUGAAGAACUUGGUCUACCUGGAUGCCAUCAUCAAAGAAACAUUCCGCUUAUACCCAGCUGGACCACUCUCAGUUCCUCACGAGUCACUAGAGGACUGCAUUGUUGGUGGAUAUAAUAUUCCAAAAGGCACUCGUCUGUUGGUAAAUCUCUAUAAGAUGCAACGUGACCCUAAAAUUUGGUCAGAGCCUCUUGAAUUUAGGCCUGAGAGAUUCUUGACUAGUCACAAGGGUAUCGAUGUCAAGGGAAACCAUUAUGAAUUGCUUCCUUUUGGUAGUGGUAGACGAAUGUGCCCUGGUAUUUCUUUUGCCCUCCAGGCUGUGGGUUUAACGCUAGCUAGCUUGAUUCAACAGUUUGUCCUUAAAAAACCAUCAAACCAACCUGUUGACAUGACUGAAAGCUUGGGACUGACUAUAGGCAAAGCAACACCACUUGAAGUCAUUUUGGCCCCUCGAUUAUCCUCUAAUAUGUAUCAGCAUCAUGUUGGCUCAUGA
Molecule: messenger RNA, 1662 nt
Organism: Lactuca saligna
Lineage: Eukaryota; Viridiplantae; Streptophyta; Magnoliopsida; Asterales; Asteraceae
Source: the annotation of a GenBank genome assembly